AUGAAUUCCUUGCAAUAUGGAAAGAAGCAGACGGUAACGGCUAUACCUAAGGAGAGUGAUUCUUCUCUCAUUGCCUCGUAUCGUCCGAUUAGCAUAACUCCACCCCAUCAAGUUCGCCAUAAGAUCCUUGCUUGGCUUGUUAGAAGAAAUUCGAUUCCGCCUGAGCAGCAUGGCUUUUUGAGUGGUGCGUCCACAGUAACCCAGCUGGCUGACUGCAAAAAGUACAACGAGUCUUCACAAGAAUCCUGUUUCACAGAUGCCAGCCUAGUUCCGGGUACACUUUUUCUAGCAUUCCAAGGUUUGAGAGGAGAACUAAAAAUCAAACGAGUAAAUAUUGGGUUUCAAGCCAUGUCGUGGCCGCAACACCAAGCUGUCCCUUCAUAUAAGAGUUCUGAUGGGUAUUUCCAAGCCAAGACUCUUAACUCCCUUUUUUCCGAGGCGGAAGAUGGCUGCAGUUGCUCCCAUCUGACGUUUUGGAAGCAGGCAAUAUAUCGGCCUUCAAAAGGAGGCUGA
This is a messenger RNA of Cooperia oncophora, 513 nucleotides long. The record is from the annotation of a GenBank genome assembly. NCBI's taxonomy places the organism in Eukaryota, Metazoa, Nematoda, Chromadorea, Rhabditida, Trichostrongylidae.